AUGACGGUGCAUCCACCGUUGAAACAUGCAAUGGAAGUGACCAAACUAAACCCCAGGACCCUAGCAAGUAGCAACCGUGUGAAACCAUGGCACAGUUCCCUUCGUAGCAAAUGCACAAUCUCAUACUCAGGAAUCAGCUUGUUCUUGAUUCCUCAAGCCAAAGCCCAUUCAAAAUCUUAUCAAUCCAUUACAGCAUCAGGUUAUCUUCAAACAAGAGGAUUUUGUGGGUUUAAAACUGAGGCUGCUAAUGGGGUGGGGUUACAGAUGAACCUCCUAUUAUUCAAUACCCGUCAUUCAAGGGUUCGAGCCUCCACGAUGUCUGCCGUUGCUCGUUUUGACGGACGGUAUCGUCCCUUUGGAACCAAAGAGGCAAUACAUAGAUGUAGCCCCGAGUUGUGGUUUGUUAAAGUUGUGUGUACGCUAUUAGUUCGUUCUCAUUUUUGUUUGGAUAGUUGUUUGGGCUAUUUGAGUCAGAACUUGACUCCUUUGACAUCGUUUGAGGUAAUUACACGGUUAGAUAACCCGAGAUUGGCCGUCAGAUUUUUGGAGUUUAGUAGAGUGAACUUGAGUCUUAUUCAUUCUUUCAAGACUUACCAUUUACUUCUAAGAUCUUUAUGUGAAUCGGGUCUGCAUGAUGUGGCCAAAGUGGUGUUUGAUUAUAUGAGGAGUGAUGGGCAUUUGCCCAAUAGUUCAAUGAUAGAAUUUUUGGUUUUGUCAUUUACAAAAGUAGGAAAAUUUGAUUUUGUCAAGGAAUUGCUUUCUCAGCUGCCGUCUGAAAAAAUUGCUAUGGAUACUUUCACGUCUAAUAGUUUGUUGAAUUGGCUGGUUAAACAGAAUAAGGUUAAUGAGGCCAUUUUCCUGUUUAAAGAGCAUUUUAGAUUGUACUCUCGACCAGACACUUGGACUUUUAAUAUUAUGAUCCGUGGUUUGUGCAGAAUAGGAAAAGUUAAUAAGGCUUUUGAGAUUUUCUGCAAUAUGGAGAGUUUUGGCUGUUCUCCUGAUGUUGUUACAUAUAACACACUUAUAAACGGAUUUUGUAGGGUUAAUGAGGUAGAUAGAGGGCACUGGUUGUUGAAAGAAGUCAAGUUAAGAGAUGAAAUUUCACCGAACGCUGUGACUUACACGUCAGUCAUCUUAGGUUAUUGCAAGCUAGGUAAGAUGGAGGAGGCUUCUUGUAUACGUGAUGAGAUGAUUAAUUCUGGUAUUCAACCUACAGCAGUAACUUUUAAUAUUCUUAUCGAUGGCUUUGGUAAGGUGAAGAUGGGUUUAAAGCUGUGGGAUGAAAUGAAUGCAAAAAACAUAUCCCCAAAUGUGUAUACUUUUGCCAUUCUUAUUAAUGCUUUGUGCAAGGACAAUAGACUAGAUGAGGCUCGCAGGUUUUUGAGUCAAUUGAAGUGCAGAGAUAUAGUUCCCAAACCCUUCAUGUACAACCCUGUGAUUGAUGGACUUUGCAAGGCCGGUAAUAUAGAUGAGGCAAAUGCAGUUGUGGCAGAAAUGGAGGAAAAGAGAUGCAAGCCUGAUAAAGUAACAUUUACUAUUCUAAUUAUUGGGCAUUGUAUGAAGGGAAGAAUGUUGGAGGCUAUUAGCAUUUUCAAUAAGAAGGUGACAAUUGGUUGUGGCCCAGAU
This is a messenger RNA of Pistacia vera, 1626 nucleotides long. Its product is annotated as pentatricopeptide repeat-containing protein At2g06000-like. Gene Ontology annotation, molecular function: protein binding. The record is from RefSeq and is a predicted model, not a curated record. The transcript has 4 exons. The annotation marks the transcript as partial. Lineage: Eukaryota; Viridiplantae; Streptophyta; Magnoliopsida; Sapindales; Anacardiaceae.